GCAGACACAGAGAAAGAAAGGGUCUGAGAUUAUUUUUUCUUUUUUCUUAAAUGAGUCAUCGAUCAAAUAAGAGACACAUCAACAUGCCUUCAACAAGUAGUCAUGGUGCGACCAAUUCUACUCUUCAACCUUCAGUACCUGCCUUAACUCCAGCUCAAAUGUAUUCUAAUUUUGAAGAAUGGAUCAAACUGUGCACAGAUAAUAAAGUAAAUGCAAGCAACACUUGGACAUUUGCCUUGAUUGAUUAUUUUCAUGAAAUGACCUUUCUUCGUGACGGAGACACCAUCAACUUUCAAAAGGCCUCUUGUACCUUGGACGGGUGUGUCAAGAUUUACACGUCACGUGUAGACUCUGUAGCGACAGAGACAGGCAAACUAUUGAGUGGUCUUGCUGAUAGCUCACACGAUAACGAAGAUGAAGAACGUAAGGAAAGAAAAGUUCGACGAAAGACGCAAAAGUCAGAUGCAAGUUUGGUAAAGGAUUUUAGUUCAAUUUCACUCAAAAAGUUCGAUUUGGAUUUUGCAGUUGAUCCCUUAUUCAAAAAGACAUCAGCUGAUUUUGAUGAAGGAGGAGCCAGAGGAUUGUUAUUGAAUCAUUUGGGCAUUGAUCGUCACUGUAAGAUUAUUUUUGAUGCUUCGGAUUCAACAGUGGACUGCGAUACGGAAGACGAACAAGACGAAGAAGAAGAAGAGAAAGAAGAUGAAAUAGAGGAUCCCAUGGACGAAGAUAAAGAAGAUGAAAAUAGAGAAGAGGAUGGUGUAGAUAAUAGCGCAGAGAAUAAUCCAAAUGAUAAUUCAAAUAAUGCAGAUAAUAGUAGCUCAGAAAUCAAAGUUCAAUUGCCAGACAGGUCUCACAUGACAGAGAUCUCCCGGUUAAAGUGUAAAUUACCGAGUUUGGAACUUCUCGAGGAGUUACACAUUGUACCUUCUCUCAAGGGAUUUGAUUUUUUCAAUGACGAUCUAGAAAUACCUGAAUUGCACAGUGAUACAGAAGAUCCAUUUGAAGACCAACAACCAGAAGAAGGAAAUGACUUUUUGAACUUUGAUGAUUACGACAUCGAUUAUAAUAACAAUGAUAAUAUGGACCCCUUCUUAUUAAGUACAGGAUUAGAGGACGAUAAUAUUGGAAAUGACGACCCAGAGCUAGAUGAAGGCGAAAGAGGAUUCCCCGAGAAGGAUUACCUGAGCGCCUUACUCAAUAAUGAAAAUCAAGACCUGUUUAACUAUUUCGACAACACACUUGUCAAGAACUGGGCAGGACCUGAGCAUUGGAAGCUACGAAAGGCGCCGACGACGACUACAACGACGACAAAUGAAAAAAGAGCGAUUACGGAUAUACAAGGAGAAGGAGGAGAAGACAGACCCAAGAAGAAGAGACAAGAGCAAUUGAUUGAUUUUACUGCGUCUGAUGAAGAUGAAAAUGAGAACAUCAUAUUUGAACAAACAAACAAGAAGCUUACAUUACCUACAUCCAUGAUGAAUAACUCAUCUAAACAUCUUUUACCAGACGAUAUCCAUUUUUCAUCAAAACAACUUCUUCAAUACUUUUUGAAACCCAUGUUUCCUAUUAAUGCAAACAAGAAAAAGAAUAUCGAUGCUACAGUCCCUCAAAAGACGUCAGAAGAACCCGAUGCGAACUUUUGGGCAGAGCAGAUGCAAAGUUUCGGAGACUAUGAUGUUGAAUAUGAUAACGAUGUUCCAGCAGAUAUGACGGAUAAUCCUGAACCAACUAUAUUGAGUGCUAUAGAAGAUUCAUCUUUUUUCUAUCAAGACGACUACUUACCUGAUAGUCAAUAUGAGGAUACGCCCGAGAUUUAUGGCGAUACGUUGAUUGCCAAUCAUAUAAGAAAAACAGCUAAACCACUUUAUGUAAAUUAUGCAAGACAGGCAAAGAGAGUUGAUGUGAAAAAAUUAAAGGAUAAUUUAUGGAAGGCUUUAACUAACAAUACGGAAAGAGUGAAUGGAACACAAAAGUUUACAGAUGUAGUAAAUGAUUUGAAAAAGAUGUAUUCACCCAAAGUCAUGAAAGAUAUCUCCGUGCCAUUCUGUUUUAUAUGCUUACUUCAUCUAGCCAACGAAAAGGAUCUGGUCAUCAUGGGUCAUAAUCAAGACGACGAUUUCGUGCUGGGUGACGAUAUUUUAAAUGAAGUUACCAUUUGUCAAAGCGCCGUAUCUCAUGAAUAAAUAAAUAAAUUUCACCAAACAUUUGGAAUCAACAUUAUAAAUGACACCUUGCUUAUUUCAUGUCAGCUUUAUUCUAUUGGUCCGAUAAUUUAUAUCUAGGACAAUGACAUCCCAAUUCAAACUCAGAAGCCUCUAAAACAAAAGAUGUGAUCACUGAACAGGAUGGCGCAAUACUAUGGUGUUUCUUAGCAACAAGUUGUCAUGUUACAUAAACCAAAAAGCUUAAUAAUAUUUAAAUAAAC
Messenger RNA from Rhizopus microsporus ATCC 52813, 2425 nucleotides. RefSeq names its product barren. Bases 51 to 2183 code for a protein of 710 amino acids. The transcript is spliced from 8 exons. Gene Ontology annotation, biological process: mitotic chromosome condensation. Gene Ontology annotation, cellular component: condensin complex. Lineage: Eukaryota; Fungi; Mucoromycota; Mucoromycetes; Mucorales; Rhizopodaceae. The record is from RefSeq and is a predicted model, not a curated record. Gene Ontology annotation, molecular function: chromatin binding.